Molecule: messenger RNA, 6077 nt
Organism: Salvia hispanica
Lineage: Eukaryota; Viridiplantae; Streptophyta; Magnoliopsida; Lamiales; Lamiaceae
Gene: ABCA1
Product: ATP-binding cassette A1
Biological process (GO): lipid transport; transmembrane transport
Cellular component (GO): membrane; intracellular membrane-bounded organelle
Molecular function (GO): ATP binding; ABC-type transporter activity; lipid carrier activity
Source: RefSeq, a predicted model, not a curated record
AAAUGUCUUCGUUCAAACCAAAUUUCAUUCUCUCUCUCUCUCUUUAUAUCUGAUCAUAUGUUGAAUAAAAUGUUUGCUUUCCCCAUUGACUGGUGUCUUGUGUGAGUGCGAGGCUACAUAAAUUCCGAGCUGAAUUUCCGCCAUGGGAGAAGAGAAAGAGAAUAUGAGGUGUUGGAGGAGACAAUUGAAGGCCAUGUUGCGCAAGAACUGGCUCCUCAAAAUUCGCAACCCUUUUGUCACCUGUGCAGAGAUUUUGCUUCCCACAAUUGUGUUGUUGUUGCUAGUAGCCAUAAGAUCAAAAGUUGAUACAACACUACAUCCUCCGCAGGCGUAUAUUAGUAAGGACAUGCUUGUGGAAGUGGGAAAGAGUGACAUGUCUGCACCUUUUACCCAAGUUUUAGAAUUAUUAUGUGCCAAUGAUGAGUAUUUGGCAUUUGCACCAGACACAAAGGAGACAAGGAUGAUGAUUAAUCUGCUGUCAAUAAAAUUUCCUUUGCUGAGGGUGGCAAGCAAAGUUUAUAUAGAUGAAGAAGAUCUUGAGACAUAUAUACGUUCAGAUUUGUAUGGUGUUUUUGACAAAGUGAGAAAUUAUACAAAUCCGAAAAUCAGAGGAGCAGUUGUGUUUCAUGCUCAAGGUCCUCAGGUGUUUGACUAUAGCAUACGCUUGAACCACACAUGGGCCUUUUCAGGAUUUCCUGAUGUUAAAUCCAUUAUGGACGUGAAUGGUCCUUAUCUCAAUGACUUGGAACUAGGGGUGAAUCCAAUACCUAUAAUGCAGUACAGCAUCAGCGGAUUUUUAACUCUUCAACAAGUCAUGGAUUCAUUUAUAAUAUUUGCUGGACAACAACAAAUGGAUAACUCGGAAAUUGAAGAGCUAUCAUCAUCAUCAUCUCCGAACUCAACUUUAUUGGACACACGAAUCAGCACCUUCUGGACACAGUUUAGCCCUUCAAAUAUAAGACUUGUCCCAUUUCCAACUCCUGAGUACACAGAUGAUGAAUUUCAGUCCAUUGUCAAGAGGGUUAUGGGAGUGCUGUACCUAUUGGGAUUUCUCUUUCCAAUAUCCCGACUGAUUGGUUAUUCUGUUUAUGAGAAGGAGCAGAAAAUCAAGGAAGGUCUCUACAUGAUGGGUCUCAGAGAAAAUAUGUUUAAUAUCUCAUGGUUUCUUACAUAUGCACUGCAGUUUGCUAUCUCUUCCGGAAUCAUCACUCUUUGCACGAUGGGGACACUUUUCAAGUACAGUGACAAGUCUCUGGUGUUUGUAUACUUCUUCUGUUUUGGACUGAGCUCAAUAACACUGUCAUUUCUAAUCUCUACAUUCUUCACACGGGCAAAAACUGCAAUAGCUGUUGGGACACUUGCUUUUCUUGCAGCUUUUUUUCCAUAUUAUUCUGUGGAUGACGAGUCAGUUUCUAUGGUCUUUAAGGUCUUGGCAUCUUUUCUUUCACCCACCGCAUUUGCCUUGGGCUCAGUUAACUUUGCUGAUUAUGAACGUGCUCAUGUUGGACUCCGUUGGAAUAACAUCUGGCGGAGCUCUUCUGGGGUUUGUUUUUUGGUCUGUCUUCUGAUGAUGAUGUUCGACACUUUCUUAUAUUGUGCGGUUGGUCUAUAUUUAGACAAGGUUCUCCAUAAGGAAUAUAAAACACGCAGUUCUUGGAGUUCUAUGUUAUUUAAGCACUUUUCGAGGAAGAAGAAUACAAAUGAAGAGUUCUCUUCCAGUUCACUUGAUAAAUUAAUUGAUAGCAACUCUACUGAAGAUGCUGGUAUUUCUGGAAAAGAUUCAUAUAAACCAGCCGUCGAAGCAGUAAGUCUCGAAAUGAAGCAGCAAGAACUUGAUGGGAGAUGUAUUCAGAUAAGGGAUUUGCACAAGGUGUACACUUCUAAGAAGGCAAGCUGCUGUGCUGUCAAUUCUUUACAGAUGACACUAUAUGAAAAUCAAAUACUAGCUCUUUUAGGACAUAAUGGAGCUGGUAAAAGCACAACAAUGUCGAUGCUUGUAGGCCUUAUCCAACCUACCUCUGGAGAUGCAUUAAUUUUUGGAAAGAGCAUCUUAACUGACAUGGAUGAAAUACGGCAAAGUUUGGGUGUAUGUCCUCAGUAUGACAUUCUUUUUCCAGAAUUGACGGUGAAGGAGCACCUUGAAUUUUUUGCUAAUAUCAAGGGAGUUAAUGAAGAUUGUCUGGAGAAUGUUGCAAUUGAAAUGGCUGAAGAAGUUGGUUUGGCAGACAAAAUCAAUACUCAUGUAAGGGCUCUUUCUGGAGGCAUGAGGAGGAAGUUAUCUCUGGGCAUUGCACUAAUUGGAAACAGCAAGGUUAUUAUCCUUGAUGAGCCUACAAGUGGAAUGGAUCCGUACUCAAUGCGGUUGACAUGGCAGAUGAUCAAAAGAAAAAAAAAGGGGAGAAUAAUACUACUAACUACUCACUCCAUGGAUGAGGCCGAUGCACUAGGAGAUCGGAUAGCUAUCAUGGCUAACGGUUCUCUAAAAUGUUGCGGAAGUUCCUUUUACUUAAAGCAGCACUAUGGAGUUGGUUAUACUCUCACCCUCGUGAAGACUACACCAACUGCCUCUGCAGCUGCUGAUAUUGUUUACAGUCACAUUCCAUCAGCAACAUGUGUGAGCGAUGUUGGUAACGAGAUCUCAUUCAAACUCCCUCUUGCAUCCUCAUCAUCCUUUGAAAGCAUGUUCCGUGAAAUAGAAAGUUGCAUGCAGAGAUCAAGCCCGAACCUUGAGAAUCCCAACUAUGGAAGGAGUGAUUUUCUUGGCAUUGAGAGCUACGGUAUCUCUAUCACAACUCUAGAGGAAGUGUUUCUAAGAGUUGCUGGAGGUGAUUUUGAUGAAACAGAGUGCCCGGUUAAUGAGAAUCCUCAUGAUACACCUGACAAACAUGUUGGACAACUUACCGAAAAUAAUGCUUCAGAAAGGAUGUCUAACACCAAAGUCUCUAAAAGUUAUGCCAAUAUUAUUGGCUUCAUGUUCUCUGCAAUGAGAAAAGCUUGUACUCUUUUUCUGGAAACUACUCUAAAUGUUAUAAAGUUCCUGACUAUGCAAUGCUGUUGCUUCGGUGUACUUUCAAGGUCUACUUUCUGGAGGCACUCAAAAGCAUUAUUGAUAAAGAGAGCUGUUUCUUCUCGGAGGGAUCAAAAGACAAUUGUUUUUCAGCUUAUAAUUCCUGCAAUCUUCUUGCUUUUGGGUAUUCUUAUGAUAAAGCUUAAGCCUCAUCCUGACCAGCAAUCAAUAACGUUCACAACCUCAUACUUCAAUCCUUUACUAACUGGCGGAGGUGGAGGCGGUCCUAUCCCUUUUGAUCUAUCCUUGCACAUUUCAAAAGAGGUUUCGGAGCAUGUACAUGGAGGUUGGAUCCAAAAAUUUAAAGAAACUACUUAUAGGUUUCCUGAUUCAGAGAAGGCAUUGUCUGAUGCUAUUGAAGCUGCAGGGGCAACCCUAGGCCCCAUUUUACUUUCAAUGAGCGAAUAUCUCAUGUCUAGCUUUAAUGAAACCUAUGAGUCAAGGUAUGGAGCAGUUGUGAUGGAUAAACAGAGUGGAGAUGGGAGUCUAGGAUAUACUGUUCUUCACAACAGUACUUGUCAGCAUGGUGGUCCGACAUUUAUUAAUUUGAUAAAUUCAGCAAUACUGAGGCUCGCUACUCUUAAUGAGAAUAUGACAAUUCAAACACGUAAUCACCCAUUGCCCAUGACAGAGAGUCAGCUUCAGCAACACCAUGAUCUGGAUGCAUUUGAAGUUGCCGUGGUUGUUACUAUGGCCUUCUCCUUCAUUCCUGCUUCAUUUGCUGUGGCUAUUGUUAAGGAACGUGAAGUAAAAGCUAAGCAUCAACAACUUAUCAGUGGGGUAUCUAUACUGUCAUAUUGGGCUUCAACAUACUUUUGGGACUUUGUCAGCUUCUUAUUUCCUUCAUCUUUUGCCAUACUCCUCUUCUACAUAUUCGGUCUAGAGCAAUUCAUUGGGAGGGAAUCUUUCUUCUCGACUGUCCUCAUGUUCUUGGGAUAUGGAUUAUCAAUAGCAUCAUCUACUUAUUGUCUCACUUUUUUCUUUUCUGAGCAUAGCAUGGCACAGAAUGUUGUCCUCUUGGUGCAUUUUUUCACUGGCCUUAUUCUCAUGGUUAUAUCUUUCAUAAUGGGGCUUAUAGCAUCAACAGCACAAGCCAAUUCUCUUCUCAAGAACUUCUUCAGAUUGUCUCCUGGGUUCUGCUUUGCGGAUGGGCUAGCGUCUUUAGCUCUUAUGCGACAGGGGAUGAAAGAGGGAUCUGGCGACAGUGUUUUUGACUGGAAUGUCACUGGUGCCUCUAUAUGCUAUUUGGCUGCUGAGGGCAUCAUUUACUUUGUCAUCACACUAUGCCUCGAAGUUCUGCUGCCUUUAAAGAUAAAUUUUGGAACAUCUUCCAACUUGUGGAUGAGAAUAAGAAGAUCUCUUACUCCUCCUAGUUCAUCCCUAGAACCUCUUCUUACAUCAACAAUGGGAGAAAAUUCCAGUCUUGAGGAGGACAUUGAUGUACGUGCAGAAAGAGACAGAGUACUCUCCAGUGGAGUUGAUAGUGCAGUUAUCUACCUUCGUAAUCUUCGAAAGGUGUAUCCAGGAGAGAAGCAGCUUGGUCCUAAAAUUGCUGUUCACUCAUUGACUUUCUCAGUACACGAGGGAGAGUGUUUUGGGUUCCUAGGAACUAACGGAGCCGGAAAAACUACAACUUUGUCAAUGCUGUCUGGUGAAGAAUAUCCCAGUGAUGGAACUGCAUAUAUUUUUGGUAAAGAUAUAAGAUCAAACCCGAAGGCUGCUCGUCAGCAUAUUGGGUAUUGCCCUCAAUUUGAUGCUCUGCUUGAGUUUGUUACUGCCCGGGAACACCUUGAACUCUAUGCUAGAAUAAAAGGAGUUCCAGAGUAUGAGCUUGAAAAUGUUGUCAUGGAAAAUUUAGUGGAAUUUGACUUGUUGAAACAUGCCGAUAAGCCAUCAUAUGCAUUAAGUGGAGGGAACAAACGAAAGUUAUCAGUUGCGAUUGCAAUGAUUGGAAAUCCUCCCAUUGUCAUUCUUGAUGAGCCAUCUACUGGAAUGGAUCCAAUCGCCAAAAGAUUCAUGUGGGAAGUUCUAUCGCGUUUAUCAACCAGAAGAGGAAAGACGGCUGUUAUGCUCACUACCCACAGCAUGAAUGAAGCUCAAGCUCUCUGCACCAGGAUUGGGAUAAUGGUUGGAGGCAAGCUCAGAUGUAUUGGGAGUCCACAGCAUUUAAAAAAUAGAUUUGGCAAUCAUCUCGAGCUAGAGGUUAAACCUACUGAAGUAAGCUCUUUGGAAUUAGAUGUGAUGUGCCAAACAAUUCAAGAAAAGUUCUUUAACAUGAAUUCUCCGCCACGAAGCAUACUCAAUGACCUUGAAGGCUGCAUAGGACGUGCAGACAGCAUUGCUGCUGAAACAGUGGCAGAAAUCAGCUUAUCGAAUGAGAUGAUUGUGGCAAUUGCGCAGUGGCUUGGCAAUGAAGAACGAGUGCAUACACUUGUGUCAGCAAAUAGAGAUUCUCGUGGGGCUUUUGGGGAACAGUUGUCAGAGCAGUUGCUCCGUGAUGGAGGGAUCCAGCUUGCGCUAUUUUCAGAGUGGUGGUUGACCAAAGAAAAAUUUGCAGCAAUUGAUACAUUCGUCCAAUCCUCCUUUCCCGGCGCGACAUACCAAAGCUGUGACGGGUUGAGUGUUAAAUACCAGCUGCCAUACUAUGAAGAUCUCUCACUUGCUGAUGUUUUCGGACACAUGGAAAGGAACAGAAACGCGCUUGGCAUAUCCGAGUACAGCGUCAGCCAAUCCACGCUCGAGACCAUAUUCAACCAUUUUGCGACUAACCCAUGAGGUAAACCAUCACAUAUCACGUUUCUCUACCCAUCCAUGUAUAAGCCCCCGGCCCGAUUUUUCAAGGGUGGUCUGUACAACUUGUUUGACUUAUACCGUUGUAGAUAAUAGCACACUUGAUAGUUUAACAUAACUGAACAACACUACUUAUUAUCUGUAACGUUUAAUUGGCCGAGUUAUGAAGGAAUGAGGCAACUAUGAGGUUAAGUGCAAUGAUUCAGACAUGUUAUUAUUA